Molecule: messenger RNA, 1454 nt
Organism: Botrytis cinerea B05.10
Lineage: Eukaryota; Fungi; Ascomycota; Leotiomycetes; Helotiales; Sclerotiniaceae
Exons: 1
Coding region: 64-1413 (449 amino acids)
Source: RefSeq, a predicted model, not a curated record
GAACCUCAUCAUCGAACCGAAUCCCACAAACUUAACAAUAACAAAUCAUGCAAAAGUUUGAACAUGUUUUUCAACAAUGACGCAAGUCGUGUCAAUCCACCCCUUCCACCUCUCCCGCCACUUCCGCCCGUCUUCGGACUAGAUGGUUUCGAAAUCGAAAUUCCAGAAAUCCCGGAAACAGCGUCGAGAGCAGGAUGGUAUUGGUUUGGUUGGGCAUCAAACAAUAAUGCUGUAGUUCCAAAGAGUAUCUCUACUUUACAAAACAUAAAUGCACAUCUACGAAGAGAAAAUGGGCGGUUGCGAAAUCUAGACGAAUCACGGCAAAGGGAAAUUGGACGACUGCACAAUCAAAGUAUCAGACUAGGCAGACAGGAAGAUGGACAAAAUCAGAUUAUUGAAAAACUGCGUAACCAGUUAGCCGAAUUGGGGAGACGAGAUGAUCAACGAAUGCAGACUAUUCAAGGGCUCAGGAGAGAGGUGGAAAUAUUGGGCGAGAGGGAUCAGAUAAUUGAGGCAUUACGCAUCCAAGUAUUGGAGUUAACUAGGGGAGUUGCUUUACACGCACAAACUAUUCAAGAGCUCAGGGAUCAGAAAGCCAAAGCAGGUGAAAAAGAUCAGACAAUCGAGGAACUCCAAAUCCAAGUAUCGAAUGUCAAGAAGGAGAAUGACGCACAUGCACAAACUAUCCAAAAACUCAGGGAAGAGGCGGCCCAGCUACUGGGCCACCCAUCAUCCAUAGACAAACUCGGCCUUCAAAUAACCACCCUCUCAGAAACCCUCCUUCAGAAAGAUCAAGCGAUCGAAACCCUCCACAGUCAAAUAAGCAUCCUAUCCGAGCAGCACAGCAAACAAAUCGCCGAACUCCGGACGCGCAUAACCAGGCUCUCAAAAGAAAACGACGAGCGCGUCAACAUCGUCUCGGAACUCCGCGUCAAGCUCACAGAAGCCAGCGAAAAAGCCCUGCGCCACGAAUCGACCAUCUCCUCCCUCGCCGACAAAUCAGCAAGCGAUGCCGAGACACACGAAACCCAUCGCCUCUGGCUCGAGCGACAACGCAAAGAGGAGAGAGAAGAGGCGCACUACAAAAUCGACGAAGCACGAUUGCAGAACGCGAUUCUGAUACAGCGCCUGAAGAGUUCGUUGAAGGAGGCAGAGAGUGAGCGGGAUGCGGCAGUGCAGGCGGAGCAGAAGACGAAUGCGUAUUUUGACGAGGUGAUGCGGAGGAGUAGGGCGCUGGAAGCGACGAAUGAGUCUCUUGAGGGAAGAUUGAUGAUGUGCAAGAGGAGAGAGACGGAGACGGAGACGGAGAAUGCGAAAAAGGAAGAAGCGUUUGAGUCGAGAAUUAGGGCUCUGAAGGAGGAGUUGAGGAUUGCGAAGCUGGCUGUUGCUCAACCGCUUUCGGAAGGGAAGUGAUGCUGAGUCUGUGGUGUAUAUAGUCUGGAAGUUGAAUGGCA